Cydia splendana is the source of this 1419-nucleotide messenger RNA. RefSeq lists its product as uncharacterized. The record is from RefSeq and is a predicted model, not a curated record. Bases 75 to 1382 code for a protein of 435 amino acids. Lineage: Eukaryota; Metazoa; Arthropoda; Insecta; Lepidoptera; Tortricidae. The transcript has a single exon.
AUAGCAACGGUUUGUUUACGUUUCUGUUGACUGACAACUUGUUGUUCUUAGUGUUCUUAGUUAUUUUUAUCAAAAUGCCUUUAAAACCAAGUAAACCGCAGCCUAAAAGUUCGUGUGAUAAACAUAAAUGUAACAAACCUUCUACUGAGAAGAUCAAAAUGCCAAAAAAAGUGUUAAUAUCUAAAAAGUGGCACCCGGUCUGUUCGCAUGAAGUGAAAACCAAGUCUGCCGGUAUUAUCGCUUCUAAGCCGCAAAGAAACAAGCCGAACAAAACAUCGAAUUCUUUACCCGUUGUGCCAAAACAAAGUAGGAGUCUUGAUUUUUGCAAAACGUGUGGCGAUACUGAUGAUAUUCAGACAGCUGUAGCUAAAUUUUCCAAUACUGUAACAAAUUCUACUAGGAAAACUAGUGCUGUGUCUUCUAAAAAUAGUAAACAUGCUAUUUCUCCUAAAAAUAGUCAACCGGCAUUGAAAACUGACUCCCAGAAAGUAAAAGUGGAAACUAAAGUUGUAAAACAAUUUUACAAAAACGAAAAAUAUGCAGAUUCCAAAUCUACAGUAGAUUAUACAAAAACAUCUAGCAAAAGGGUCAAAAUUAACUCAAAUAAGGGACCUUUGAAAACGGAUAAAAAUAUUGAAAUUGAGGAGGAAGUGGUACAAGAGCAUUAUUUAAAUGAAAGGUUUGCUGAUUUAUACGAUUCUAUGCACGAUUUCGACAAUUUCGUCAAGAAUGAUCAAGUACUGGAUACUAUAACUGAAGUAAACGAAAAACAAGCUUCAUCUGAUAAUAAAUCAACAUUAUCUCAUAAGAAAUCUUCUGAAGAAUCAAUAUACACUUUACCGUCAGAUGAUGAAAUAAGUUGGAAGAAACUGAAAGAAUUCAGAGAGAAGAAUUAUUUCGAAUGUCAUUCAUCAAAAAACAGAAUUGCAAGUAAGGCUAGCGUAAUAUCUCUUCAGGAUCAUAAAUGUAGAUACAGAUUAUAUUUGAAUGACAGAUUAUUUCCUGUAGCAAUGGACAAUGAUCACAACGACAAUAUACGAUGCGUUGACUGUCAUUUACCAUUAGAACUAGCUCAAGAAGAAGACAACAUUAAUGGCACUAUACAAGCCAAAGUGAAACUAGGUUCAGAAACCCAAGACAUGGUCUUACUUCUUCCAAUAAAAGAGCCUUUGAUCAUUAAACAGAAGAGAACAGAAAAGAACGAUGAUGAUGUAGUGUACUUCGGGUUAGUAAAAAUGGAUCAAAACGGGAAUUCAAAGUUUAAUCCUUCUUUACCUAGUGAUUCGUUGGCGUUGAGGUAUCAGAAGGGAUAUAGGCAAUUUAAUGAUGUUCAAAGCUAUAGGUAUGAUAAGAUCGAAGAUUCUGAUGUUAUCUAUAUUUAGUACCUAAUGAAUAUACGUUUCUACGUUUUUAUUUAAA